Messenger RNA from Stegostoma tigrinum, 3265 nucleotides. RefSeq names its product HOATZ cilia and flagella associated protein (gene hoatz). NCBI's taxonomy places the organism in Eukaryota, Metazoa, Chordata, Chondrichthyes, Orectolobiformes, Stegostomatidae. Gene Ontology annotation, biological process: cilium assembly. The transcript has 5 exons. The coding region runs from base 22 to 465 and encodes 147 amino acids. The record is from RefSeq and is a predicted model, not a curated record.
GGAGGUUCCCCAGGCCUGACCAUGGCGGAGGAGCCUGAAGCUGGCGUUGAGCUGGAGCCGGGCCCCGAAGCUGAUGACCGCUCCAGUUACACGGUGUUCACCGGAUCCUCGGCUGAGGACGUGGCCUACGCUAAAGUUUUCUGGAGCUCCCUGUCCCUGCAGCCGCCGCUCGAGUCCCGCCUGGUGUCCGGGGACAUCAAACAGCGGCUCAAGGUGGCACGGGCCCCGGGGAUCAGCCGCUGCGCAGUUCAAUGUUGUCAUUGUCAGCCAACCGAGGAAGACAUCAAAUCUAAACAACUCCUGAUCGAAGCUCACAUGCAACUGGAAGCAGAAGAAAAGGCAAGGUUAUUGGAGAAGGCUAAGAAACGAGAAGAGAUUCUGGAGUUAAUUAAUAAACAGAGGGAGGAAAGAAUACGGUCUCUGAUGCACCUGUACCCUCAGUCAUCAUGGCAGACGUUAAAUUGACUUCUUGAGAGUGAACCCACGAAGAGCGACCAGCCCAGAUGGCGUCCCCAGCCGUGCACUCAAAUCCUGUGUGGACUACCUGCAGGAGUAUUCACAGAUAUCUUCAACCUCUCCACUUGCUUCAAGAAGAUCACCAUCAUCUUGGUGCCAAAGAAAAAUCAUAGCAGUGUGCCUCAAUGACUACCGCCUGGUGGCUCUGACCUCCAUAAUUUUGAAGUGCUUUGAGAUGUUAGUCAUGGCACAACAGGCCCACAGCAAAUGCCAUCGCCCUGACCCUCCACUCAUUCCUGGAACAUCUGGAUAACAAGGAUACCUACAUCAGGCUACUAUUUAUUGUUUACAGUUCCACCUCCAACACCAUAAUUCCAAACACUUUCAUCUCUUAAACUCUGAGGUCUUGGCUCCCUCUGCAACUAGAUCUUCAACCUCCUGACUAAUAGACUACAAUCAGUCAGAAUAGGAGACAACACCUCCUCCACCAUAAUCCUCAACACCGGUGCCCAACCAGGCUGCAUACUCAGCCCCCUACUAUAUUUACAACUGUGUGGCCAAACUCUGCACCAACUCCGUUUACAAGUUUGCUGACAACAGCACUGUUGUAGGGCAAAUCUCAAACAACAAUCAAACAGAAUACAGGAAAUGUAUUGAAUGCUUAGUGGCUUGGUGUAAAGACAACAAUCUCUCCAUUGAUUUCAGCAAAAUGAAAGAGCUGGUUAUUGACUUCAGGAAGCAGUUGGAGGGCACAUCCCUAUCAGCAUUAAUGGUGCUGGGAUUGAGAUGGUCAAGAGUGUCAAGUUUCUGAGCGUGACAAUCACCAACAAUCAGUCCUGAUCGACCCAUGUUGACGCAAUGGUCAAGAAAGCACAACAACAUCUUUAAUUCCUCAGGAGGCUAUGGAAAUUCAGCAUGUCCACAGGGACUCUUAACAAUUUUUAUAGGUGUACCAUAGAAAGCAUUCUAUCUGAAUACAUCACAGCGUGGUUUGGCAACUGCUCUUCCCUAGACUGCAAGGAACUGCAGAGUGUCGUGAAUACAGCCCAGGCCAUCUCUGAACCGGCCUCCCAUCCAUUGACAUUAUCUAUACUUUCCGCCAUCUCAGGAAAGCAACCAACAUAUCCAAGUUCUCUCCAAUCCCAGUUAUAUUCUCUUUCACCCCCUUUCAUCAGGCAGAAGAUAAAAAAUUUGAACACACGUAUUAAAAGAUUCAAGAACAGCUUCUUCCCCACUGUUAUUCAACUUCUGAAUGGACCUCUCAAAUUUUAAAUUCAAUGUUUAUCUUGGUCUCCAUGCACCUUCUCUGCAGCUGCAACAUUGGAUUCUUCUCUCUCUUCUAUCAUCCUAAUACACUUCAUAUGGUAAGAUCUGCCUGUACUGCACGCAGAACAAAACUUUUCACUGUACUUAAGUAUGUGUGACAAUAACAAGUUAAAUAAGAUCAAGAGAAAAACAGAAUUAACAUUUCUUGUCAAAUAUGACUCAUUUCUGAAGUCAUAUCGGACUCGAAACAUUAACUCUGUUUCUCUGUCCAUGGAUACUGCCACACCUACUGAAUUUCUCUAGCACUUUCUGUUUAUAAACAGAUUUUCAACAUCUGAAGGAUUGUGUUUUAUUUGAUUAAUUAGGUUUGACCCUGGAAUUCUCAAAAAAGCAUUCAGAUAAAUAAAGCCUACAUGCUGUAAUUUGGUUUCACAAGAGUCAAUUUUGUCCAUAUUUGUUCCUGUCAGAAGAAGCCAAGAUUAUUGAAAUGGUACACAGGGAUUACACAAACACCCCUCUUCCAGACCACAGAAUUCCAUUCUUAAUUUGGAAGUGAGAUACUGCUGGAGCUGCUCUUUUCCAUCGUUCCUUUGCUCUUCUUGGAAAACAAGAAAAUGACACUUAAGAAAUGGAUAAAUCUAUAGCACAAAUGAUUGGAUAUUUAACAAUUGCACUACAUUGCACCAGUGAAUUCAGAAGCACCCUCUCUGAGAUAUCAUUGGAGCAGGCCAGUGCCUCUCAUUCUAGGGUAGAAUGGGUUGAAGUUGUCCUGAAAAUGGCCUGAAACAAAUUGCUGCAUGGGAUAGUGGUUCUUCCAAAUGUUUAAUGUGGAGUGCGUGGUAGAAGAUGUUUUUCUCUGAUUCGUCAGUUAUUAUGUGGGAGGUGAUAUUACUGCCAUUGCCUCUUCAUAGUCUGAAAAUGACAUUGUACAAGUUCCUGUAUCAUAUUAAUGAGGACAAACUGUUUUCCUUUCGUUAAUUACUUCAAAAUCUGGUGGAUCAACAUACAAUGGUUCUAUUGGUCCAUUGUAACUGAGCCAGAGAGAUCAGAAUGUCCCAACUCUAGUCCACUGUCUGGUUUAGUGUCAUUUAGCAGCAUCUAAAUCUAUUCGGCCAGUCAUUGUUUUAGCACACCCUCCUGGGAAAGAAAUUAAUGAAGGUGCCCGCUCCUGAUAGCUACUUAAUGAUUUAAUAAGAAAAGCACAAAGUCAACUGAUUAUGAUGCAUUCACAGUCAAUUCACUUGACAACUUGUACAUAAAGAUGUUCAUCUGAAGGCUGCUAGUCCCUCUAAAUACAUACUGCACCCAAGAAGCAACUUGAUUUAGCAGAGUGCUUCAGAAUCAAAGUUAUUAAAAUCCUGUGUGAAACACUUGUGCUAUGCAGAAAUCAAGAAAUGUAAUUCUCCUGCAGACAUUUUCAUUGGAGUUCUUAUGAACACAGUUUUUUUCAGAAUUUCCUUCAUGUGUUCUCAGCCUGCUGAAAAAUUAGAAAUCACACAACACCAGAUUACAGUCCAACAGGUUUCUUUGAAAACACAAAAUU